AAAAUGGGGCAAGCACAUUUUGAUUGACGAAUCAGAGUGUCGACGAUUGCUUUAGGGUCGUCGACAAGGAGUCAAUUUCGGGAAACGUGUCAAAUUCCUGAUGAUAAGAAGAGGGAGAAGCACUUCUUCAUAUCCAAUGCAUAUGACACAUUCUUUAAAAUUCAACUCAAAUAGGGCGUUAGUGUCGAAGACGCUGCUGCAAGCGCCCGGCGCUCAAUUCUUAUCAUGAGUUCCUCGUUUUUCUCCCACUGCUCUGAUAUGGAGUUGGUUCAACGCGUCAGAAGAAGUCUGAUUUGGCAAAACAAGAGAAACAUGUCCUGCCGUAUUUAGUUAUGAGUAAUGCUCAAGUGCUUCGAAGUGUAUCCUAUAAACAGUGCUUGUUUCACCGUUGAAUGACGGCUGCCAUGGCGUGGCUUUUUUUUGUCAAAUUCCACCCAAAUCCCCGUUUCCAAAUCAUCAUUGUUUGCCUUGAACGCUCUAGUAGCAUUUGAAGCAAUCAAGUUGGUUCUCAGAGAGAUCUGUUGUCUCAUUCAGCUUUUUGAUACAGACUCGCCUAACGGAAAUUGGACGUCCGCUUUGGGGGAAAUUUGGGCAUUAUUGUCUUUUCCAAGCUUCCUUUCUUCCGCUGUUCUGGUUCACUCUCUGGGCUACCUGGUUUGUCUGACUCAAUGGUUCAUCCGACUCAUCCUCAAGCGCCCCGAUAACGAUGGUAAGGGGCAAUCCUCCUCAGACCUUGUGAUCUCAAUGUCACUUCAAGUGUUAUCACGGAAAACAGAAUUUGAUCAAGCUUGAGGAACAAGCAGGAUUCUAACCCGGAAGGGCUACCCAAGUCCCUUGAGUAUUCUGCUCUAGUAGUACUUCAAGUCAUCGUUAAUAGCUGGAAGCAAAACCAGCAGUCUCUUCAAAUAUCUUCACGAUGGAGGCAUCUCAACAGUUCCACCUGAAGUGGAACAACCACAGUCUCAACACUCUCUCGUCAUUCCAACAACUCUUAGACACUAACACUCUUGUGGAUGUGACUCUCACUUGUUCCAAUGGCAAAAUGGUGACUGCCCAUCGCAUGGUUCUAGCUGCUUGUAGUGAAUACUUCUACAGACUCUUCAAAGACUUGCCCGAAAAGCAUCCAGUGAUAGUGUUUAAAGAUGCUGGUGAAGAAAUCGUGCGUGAUCUCCUGCUCUUUAUGUAUAAAGGAGAAGUGGAGGUUCAAGAAGCCUACUUGAACGAUUUCCUCAAGUUUGCUGACACUCUUCAAGUCAAGGGCUUGAGUCAAUCGGAUCGGGAGGAAGCAGCUGCCAGAGCUGCUAAUGAACAAAGAAGCACCGAAGAUGGCCCAGCCGUGGCCAAAUUUGAGGCCCAAACAACUCCAAUCAAAAGCAAUAGCUCAUCCUUACCACCUCUUUCCGGGGCCGGGAUGUGUGUCCCUCCUCCACCUCCACCAGCACACUCUUUGCCGGACAUGGCGAAAUCGUAUCUUGCCGCUGCUGGAUUAGCAUCAGGAAAAUUUCCCCCCCUCUUUCCUCUACCCAACGAACCGGCCUCAGCCACCGACUUGCUCAGUCAAUUCUCAUCACCUAAUUUAUACCGCGCUCUCCAUCGUAAAUAUCAGUCCAUUGGUGGGCCCAAAUUUUCCGAGCACGACAAUCCUAUGCUGAAGCAAAUGCCCUUUCUCAAAAAAAUGUUCGGUGAUCAUCCUAUGGGCGACCUGGGUGCCCUAGGACACCCCAUGUUCCAAGCUCACGCCCAAUCUUUACCGAAGGACGACAACGAUAGCGAUGGUAUUGCAGAGAGAUCGCCUCCUCCCCAUCACCAAGGAACUCCUGGCUCUGGAAACAAUCAGGACGAGAAUGGUCUCAGUGAUAACAACGGUCCCUCGCCCAUGGAAGGGGAUUUCAAUACCCCACCCCCGGGGGGCGAAAGCCGCUCUAACACGCCAGGAUCUAAUCACAACAUGGACGACCUCCAAUCUCAACGGAAUCGGGGCGGAGGCAAGCACUCCAGUGGUAGGGGAUCACGGUUGGAAAGAAUGAUCGCCGCAGAGUACAAAAUCUUAAACGAAUUCUCUGAUUCUGCCCCCGAGGCACUUCCUGUUAUGACACCGGAGCUAAUGAAGUCUCGCCGCACUCAUUCAUUGCAAUUAGCCAUUGGAGAAAUUCUUCAUAACCGCGCCUCGGUCCAAUCUGCGGCAACCAAAUAUCAUAUUCCACGGGAGACACUUCGUCGACACUAUCAACGCUACCUCAAGGCUAUGGGUAUCCAAAAGCCACCUCAAGUCGUCGGAGGUGGAGGAACUGUACGCUCCUCAGUCCCCAUCAACAACAAUGCGAAGACCCCAGCCUUAGCUCAUCACUCGACUAUGGAGACCCAAGGUACUCCCACGAACACAACAGCCUCCUCGGGAGACGAAUCCAAUGGAUUCAGCAGCCUUAUGGACAUCGGCGCCGCUUACGGGAUUUGGAACCCCGACGUUGAUGGAAGCGAUUUCAAGUACAAGUUCAAAGAUCUAGAGGCCAGGCGAGCAGCCAUUGAAGCCGCAACUGCAGCGGCCGCGGCACACGCUGCUGCCAUGGCCGCUGCCACGUCUUGUGGAAACUCUGGAUCGGACAAUGAGGCACGUGGUGAAAAGGAAGAAAAAGAAAAGGAUUUGGUCAUUGAUGAAGAUGAGGAUGAAGACGACGACGACGUAGACGAUGACGAUGACGAAGAGCCCAAUCCUGGGUCUCCUGAGCCUCCUCAUUCUGUGGAUCCAGAGGAAGAAAAUGGCAACGAAAACACCAAAGAGAACAAAAAUAGGUCCAGUCCAAAAUUGACGGCUGCCGCAAAAUUGGCGGCGGCGAAGGCCUUAGAAAAUACGUUAUCCUAAAUCUAAAGAAAUAUGUAUUGAACACCCAUCACAACGAAGAAAUUUGACCAAAGGACAACGCAAUAACCUAAUGCUAGUGACCCAUGUCGAUGCUCUGUCUUACCAACACGCCUCUAAUCUUGCCCGUGAGCGAAAAGUGACGGUCCCACUUGAGCGAUCAGUCACGAAUUCAAUCAUUUUGUUGGAAUACGAUGUGAUAGAAAGUGACUGAAUUCCUCAUCAUUGUCGAACGAAGGAACAAUCGAACAAUCCCAGUUGAGAGUCCUCGGCUCAAGGGUUCGUCUACCCCUGAGGUGAAAAUCUCUCCACCAUAAGAUACCAGAAGAUACCCAAAUUCUGCUCCCAUGCCGACCGAAGACGGACUCUUCUUUUCUAUUUUGAUGGUUGCACUCUCCAACUCACUCUCUUCCUCUCAUCAGUCUUGAAACCAACACCAAAUGAAUAUAGCUGUUAAUUUUGUACAUUUAAGAUCUCUUAUGUGUCUCCAUUUAGUCAAAUGCCAACUGUAGAUUGCAAUGAACCUGUUACCAAAGAUAUGUAUGUAUCCAUAUGUUCUUCGUUCUUACGCGCCUGCCUUUAGUGUCCAGAACCAAGAAACCAAGAUCUUGCCCCGUUCUAAAAUUCUCUCAAAUUUGGAUUGAAGCGCCUCGAACAGGUUCCAAAAUACGAAUGGUAGGCUUCAUUGCAAAUUGCCCUUGUAUUGCCAGAGCAGUGAAAACAUCCCAACUACUGGACAUGGUUCGUUGUCACAAUAAUCAUUGAUAAAAAAUAAUCCUGAACUUGCACUUCCACUUUGAAUGCUUCCAAAAAGGUGUUGAAUUGUGUGUCAAUGCACUUCGAUAAUCUCUUGGCCUUUUUCUCCUGCUUGACGUCCAAAGUGGUUGUAAUGAAUUCUUCACCUCCUGAGAUUCCAAUAUAAAGAAAAAAUCCAUGAGCCCAGGUUCAAGCCCAUUAGAAAUUGAUCAUCACACUUACUGUCAACACCAAUAUGAAAAUGAUAAUCAUUCAUGGCUCGAAGUCAACGCUGAACCACGUUUUCUAGAGAUUUUUCAAGUGCAGGAAAAAAAAGAGAUGCAAAGAAUGCAAUUUAUUUUCAUUUUCUACAACACCAAAGAGAUUUAUCUUGUCAUACUGUUACUGAACUGAACAACCCUUCACAAUUACUUCAUAUAUGUCUUUAAAACAAAACAACUCCAACAACAACAACGUUCCCCUUCACGGAUAAAGCCAAUCAAAACGCCCCUCGCAAACCCCAAACCGUAUGAAAUGAGGUGCCCUCCCCUUGCGAAUUGGGCGAAAUUCGAGCGACGACAAACAAUUUCCCUCACCUUGUGUCAGCACGAACAAGUAAAGCAAAUUAUUUGUGUAAACAAUUUGAUGUACCAAAGAAAUCAAGAGCAACUUUCUGAAUGGACCAAGAAGUGAUAUUUGUAUCAUAGCCAUGCUUGCAAUUUUGAUCCCAUCGAGACGGGAUUGCCCUUUGUUUCAUACACAAACAUACACAAUACACAUACCUAGACACCCAGUCCAUAACGGAUGCAAUUGCCACCCUCUAGGCGAUUUUCUAUUCGUCAUCAAAUCACACAAGUUUCAAACUGACCUCGGUGUGGCUCAAAAGUGCUUUUCGUUUUGCCUGCACUUACCGUCCCAAGAAACCAUUCCAUCCACCACGACCAAGAGACCAACCAACCAACCAACCAACCAACCAACCAACCAACCAAGCGACCGACCCAUUUAUUAACAACCCCUUUGCAACCCUCGGCCUGAGGAGAGUACAAUCCAAUCCUGUUUUGACUUACGUUUCCUCAAUUUUACUCCCAUUCAUGUGUUGGAAAGUAUUUUGUUUUUUUUUCUGUACUUCUCCAUCGUGUUAUUCAAAGAACGCUUAGUUAAUCUGAUCGAAUUCAUUUUGCUUUUGUUUCCUCCCUCUGAAUGCUUUUGUCUCAUUGCUUAGGAUGAUGAUGUUAAAUCGUGCUUUUUCCGUUCUUACGUUCAGAGAUGAUUUACUAAUUUGGGCGACUACGAUUUGUUCUCUAUCUCAAGAAAAAUAGAUGAUUUCUUUGUGAAAUAAAAUGCUACUACUAUCA
Tigriopus californicus is the source of this 4947-nucleotide messenger RNA. RefSeq names its product broad-complex core protein isoforms 1/2/3/4/5-like. Lineage: Eukaryota; Metazoa; Arthropoda; Copepoda; Harpacticoida; Harpacticidae. Gene Ontology annotation, cellular component: nucleus. Gene Ontology annotation, molecular function: DNA binding; protein binding. The transcript is spliced from 2 exons. The record is from RefSeq and is a predicted model, not a curated record. Gene Ontology annotation, biological process: regulation of transcription by RNA polymerase II. Bases 917 to 2860 code for a protein of 647 amino acids.